AUGUCGAGAUCCCUUGCUGAACAACACAUCUCAUCGAUCGACGAUUUGUCCCAUGCUGUUGCUGGCGUAGCUCAUGUGGAGAAGCCUUAUGAAGAAGGCCGUGUCACGAUUCGCAAAAUGAAGAUCCUCAAAGAGCCAGAGGACAAGGAGUUUACCGAAGCAAAGGCUAAACUGGAAAUGUGGACAAACGACAGAAAGAGUUUGGAAACUUGGACUUUGAACUGGUUCAUGUACUGGGUUACCUGUGAAGUUGCGUCGGAAAAGGACCGAUGUGAACAGGGGAUCAAGAAAGCCGAAGUUCUUGUUGAAGAAGCUCAAAAGCAGCUUGACGCCGCAAAUGACCGAAUUCGUGAGAUUGAGGAACCCCAUGAAAAACUUGCGGUUGACAACCGGUCUUUGCUAAAGUAUCGUGAAGAAUUGACAGAGCUGCUGGACAGUGUUUUGCAAGAUGGGGACUUUCCAACUGAGAAGGAGCUGAAAUCGCAAGUUGAUGCUACCAAGGCCACAAUUGAAAAGAUCUCUGAAGAUGACGAAAAGAUUGAACAAGUGAUCAAGUUACUCAAGGAAUGCGAUAUGGCCUUACUCGAGGCCAUUGUUGAACUCCGUCAAUCGAACGACAACAAGACCUUGAGCGAAGGCCAAGUGUAUUUCCCACAAGCAGCCUUCGAUGCGUUAAAGUCUGCACGCGAAUUAUACCCUGAGCUUCCAGGCAUUCCCUCUCCUGUCGAGUACCGAAAGGAGGCAGAUAACACUGGAGCUUACUACUCCCCCAUGCAAAAAUACCUCUGGGAUGUCCGACACAGCUUGGACGACUUGAUAAAAUGGUGUGAUGCUAAACUUUUGGAACAUAUGGAUGACAAGGCAGAACAAAUCAUCCAACUUGGUGCCAAGACGGACGAAUGGAACCUUGAACGAAGACGCCUGGUGCGCGAAGUGAUUUUGAGUGCUUAA
This is a messenger RNA of Zychaea mexicana, 951 nucleotides long. RefSeq lists its product as uncharacterized. The transcript is spliced from 7 exons. The record is from RefSeq and is a predicted model, not a curated record. Bases 1 to 951 code for a protein of 316 amino acids. NCBI's taxonomy places the organism in Eukaryota, Fungi, Mucoromycota, Mucoromycetes, Mucorales, Lichtheimiaceae.